AUGCUGUUAGCGUGUCUUGACAACAACAACAACGACGACGACGACGACAAUAACGACAAAGACAACGACCAAGACAAUAACGACAAAGACAACGACAAAGACAACGACCAAGACGAUAACGAGAAAGACAACGACCAAGACAAUAAUGACAAAGACAACGACCAAGACAAUAACGACAAAGACAACGACCAAGACAAUAAUGACAAAGACAACGACCAAGACAAUAAUGACAAAGACAACGACCAAGACAAUAACGACAAAGACCAUGACGACAAAGACAACGACCAAGACAAUAACGACAAAGACAAUAACGACAAAGACAAUAACGACAAAGACAAUAACGACAAAGACAAUAACGACAAAGACAAUAACGGCAAGGACAAUAACGACAAGGACAAUAACGACAAGGACAAUAACGACAAGGACAAUAACGACCAAGACAGCGACCAACACAAUAACGACAAAGACAAUAACGACAAAGACGACAACGACAAAGACAAUAACGACAAAGACAAUAACGACAAAGACAAUAACGACAAAGACAAUAACGACAAAGACAACGACAAAGACAAUAACGACAAAGACAAUAAUGACAAGGAUAAUAACGACAAGGACAAUAACGACCAAGACAGCGACCAAGACAAUAACGACAAAGACGACAACGACCAAGACGACAACGACCAAGACGACAACGACCAAGACGACAACGACCAAGACGACAACGACCAAGACGACAACGACCAAGACGACAACGACAAAGACAAUAACGACAAAGACAAUAACGACAAAGACGACAAAGACGAUGACAAAGACAAUAACGACAAAGACAAUAACGACAAAGACAACGACCAAGACAAUAACGACAAAGACAAAGACAACUACAAC
Molecule: messenger RNA, 885 nt
Organism: Dermacentor silvarum
Lineage: Eukaryota; Metazoa; Arthropoda; Arachnida; Ixodida; Ixodidae
Exons: 1
Source: RefSeq, a predicted model, not a curated record